UAAAUGAUCCCAUUGUUAGAGCUCACCAGGCAAUAAAUACAUGGAGCAAAGAUCUCUUCUCUCCCACUCUUCUUCUCUGUUACUCUCAAGUCUGCAUCUUUUCACUGGUGGGGAAGGAGGCUCUGCAACAGGAAGACAUUGGCGGCCAUCUCGAGCUCCUCUCUCCAUGGCUCCCAAGUUUGGAGACCUUUUCCUCAAGAUUUUACUCAUCCUCUCCAUUUUCAGAUCUUCUCAAGGGUGGGAGUUUGCAGGGAAGAAGUAUCCAUAUCUGAAGAUGGCGAGCAGCUUCUCUUUACGGCGGCUGCGAGGCUACGACUACAUUAUUGUCGGCGGCGGCACGGCGGGCUGCCCUUUGGCCGCCACCCUUUCACAGAACUACAGUGUGCUUCUUCUGGAGAGGGGUGGUUCUCCUUACGGCAAUGUGAAUGUUUCCCACCUUCAAAACUUCCACAUUUCUCUAGCUGAUACGUCCCCCAAGUCUCCUUCCCAGGCCUUCAUUUCAACCGAUGGAGUGAUCAAUGCAAGGGCUAGGGUUUUGGGAGGUGGAACUUGCAUUAAUGCUGGGUUCUACACGAGGGCGAGCUCAAGCUUCGUGAAGAAAGCUGGGUGGAAUGCAGAACUCGUAAACGAAUCAUAUCCAUGGAUUGAAAGACAGAUUGUUCAGUGGCCGAAGCUGGCUCCAUGGCAAGCUGCUCUGAAAGACGGCCUGCUGGAAGCUGGCGUUUCUCCUUUCAAUGGAUACACAUACGACCACCUCUACGGCACGAAGGUCGGCGGCACCCGUCCCCCCGCCGCCGAUCUCCUCGCCUCCGGCAAUCCAAAAAAUCUCAACGUUCUGCUUCACGCAACGGUUCUGAAAAUCCUCUUUCAUACCAAAGGUUCAAGGGGGCCAAAUGCUGCUGGAGUGGUCUUCAAGGACGAGCAUGGCGUGCGACACAGAGCUUUUUUAAAUGGCCGGCGGGGGAGUGAGGUGGUUUUGUCAUCUGGAGCGUUGGGAAGUCCACAGUUGCUGCUGCUGAGUGGGAUUGGGCCGGAGGAGGAUUUGAGGAGGUUGGGGAUAGAGGUGGUGGUGAAUAAUGGGCAUGUGGGGAAGGGGAUGUCUGAUAAUCCGAUGAACUCCAUUUUCAUUCCGACGAAGAAGAAGGUGGAGCAGUCGUUGAUACAGAGCGUGGGAAUCACAAAGAUUGGAUCUUUUAUUGAGGCGAGCAGCGGUUUUGGUCAGUCUUCUGAUAGCAUUCAUUGCCAUCAUGGCAUCAUGUCUGCUGAGAUUGGACAGCUCUCUACCACACCACCUAAACUAAGAACCCUUGAAGCUGCACAAAAAUACGCGAAGACAAAGAAUGACCUCCCGAGGGAAGCUUUCCAGGGGGGCUUCAUCUUAGAGAAGAUCGACGGCCCCUUAUCGAGAGGCCACCUCCACCUCGUUGACACCAACAUCGACAACAACCCCAACGUGACGUUCAAUUACUUCAACCACCCGUAUGACCUUCAACGAUGUGUCUACGGCAUCCGAACCAUCGAGCGAAUCGUGCGAACGAAGCCGUUUGCUGAGUUGACUCAGGACGACUCGUACUCAAUCGACAUGUUGCUCAACAUGAGUGUGAAGGCCAAUGUGAACCUCAUUCCAAAACACACCAAUGACACUGCUUCUCUCGAGCAGUUCUGUAGGGAUACUGUGAUAACUAUUUGGCAUUAUCAUGGUGGUUGCCACAUCGGACAGGUUGUUGAUAAAGAGUACAAGGUACUCGGGGUCGGCCGGCUGCGAGUGGUCGAUGGCUCGACUUACGAUACUUCGCCGGGAACGAAUCCUCAGGCGACCGUUAUGAUGAUGGGAAGAUAUAUGGGAGUGAAGAUGCUGAGGAGGAGGCUGGGAAAAAGAGCAGGUGUGUAGAGGUCUGGCAGCAAAGAGGGAGAAGAUUAUUACAGAUUC
Messenger RNA from Phalaenopsis equestris, 1930 nucleotides. Its product is annotated as protein HOTHEAD-like. Gene Ontology annotation, molecular function: flavin adenine dinucleotide binding; oxidoreductase activity, acting on CH-OH group of donors. Lineage: Eukaryota; Viridiplantae; Streptophyta; Magnoliopsida; Asparagales; Orchidaceae. The record is from RefSeq and is a predicted model, not a curated record.